AUGGCUGCUCUGAAUUGGAUUAUCGGUAUUCUAUAUUCUAUUGAAUUAUUUUUCUUUGAGGACGGUUACGUCUUUGAAACUGAAUCACGUCUUUGUAUGCCGACCACAAAAACAUUCUCCACAUCCAUUUACGCCAUUUUCGUUGGUUUUGUUGUUCCACUUAGCUUGUCUAUUGUUAUUUACAGUAUAAUAUGGUAUCGUGCCCUACAAUCGUCACGACGGAUCGCAAUCGCGGCCUUAGAGGCCCCAAAUGUUGAUAUACCAAAUGCGAGACGUGAAAUGAAGUUGGCUCGAAAUAUGGUGAUUACAGUUGGCCUUUUUGCUGGUGGAGGUACACCAUUCUUAACGCUUGUUCUUUGGCAUAGAAUCAAUCCCAAAAAUCCACCACCAGAAUCAUUUUAUUUACUGAUCCACAAUGAUAUAACAUUUUUUGUUACUCUGAUAACUAUUACGCUCUUUAUGAUGAACAAACAGGUAAAGGAUACUACUCUCACGUAUCUAAAACGCAAACAUCAACGUAUCCAUCCAGAGCUCACUCAACAGCAGACGUUACCCACUACUAGAACAUAACUUAACUACCAGCAUCAGAGAGAUAUUAUUGGCCUUCACAACUUUAGAACUCUAUUCGACAUAAAACUGUGGAACAUUGUGAACUGUGAACUUAUUAAAUGUUUUUAUUCAUACUAAUUCUUUUUUUGCUUGAUUUUGAGUUAAAUAAUGGCUGAUGUCUAUUCUCUACUUGAUGCACUUAAACCCCUCUGCAGAAUAGAAGUCCACCCUAUAAUAGAAGCCCAUCCGGAAUAGAAGCCCAGUCCCAAAGUUAUAGUUUUUCGGACGUAAUAGAAGCCCACUCGAAAUGUGUAUAUAUAGAGAAAUCAAGAAGACAAACAUUCUAUUGAUAAUUUUCAAUUUUUUUAAAUUAAAUGUUCAUGUCAUCAAUCUAUUUCUUUCGUUUUGUAUAUCUUGUUCUUUGACUAUUGAACUUCGUUCGUCAAUUGUGACCGUCGACAAUUUUGUAUAGAAAAAAUAAUUCUUUUUAUUGUGUUCUAAUUUUCGAUAUAAAAACAAUCAUAUAUAUACAUUUUAAUACUUGUAUUGCAACAUUAAUUCUCUGUCGAUUCGUAACAGUAAUUCAUUUUCAUUCAAGUUGUGAAUAAAAACUUAUUUGGAAUGGAAGAAACUCACUUAUUACCAUUACAUUCUUUAACUCAAGAAAUUGAUAUCGAGUCUGACUCUUCAAUUAGUUCAGACGACGAAGUCAUUGAAAAUGUUAUUCAAAUGCUUGAUAAUGUAAUAGAUUUAACGGAUAUUACCAACGAAUUAUAAGACAAUGAAGAAGAUAAUGAUCAACAACAAGCUGAAAUUGACAUUCCAAUAUCUUCCAUGAGUGAUACAACAACUAAUCUGAUUCAACCAACAAAAUCUCAUUACAGCAACGACAAAUCCAUCGAAAAUUCUUCUUCAAAACGUCGAUCUUGGACUGUUCAAGAAAAACUAAAUGUUAUCAAUGCAUUUAAAAAAUGCAAAAAUAUUUCUGAAGUUAGUCGACAACAUCAUUGUGAUCGAAAACAGAUUCUCGAAUGGUUAAAAAAAGAACAACAAUUGUUUCUCAUCAAGGGCCAAAAAAAUGGAAAAAAAGUUGAUCGUAAUUGAAGCCCACCUUCAAACUUAUAAUUUUCAAAACAAAUUAGAAGCCCAGUGGGCUUCUAUUCUGCAGAGAGGUGUGGGUGUGGCUCGGUGAAUCUUCGUCUUCUCAUUACACCCAGCCACCCACACCCACACCCCGCACCCACACCCAUACCCACCCCACCCACACCCACAUCCAUACCCACCCCACCCACACCCAU
Molecule: messenger RNA, 1847 nt
Organism: Rotaria sp. Silwood1
Lineage: Eukaryota; Metazoa; Rotifera; Eurotatoria; Philodinida; Philodinidae
Source: the annotation of a GenBank genome assembly